Phyllotreta striolata is the source of this 1523-nucleotide messenger RNA. NCBI's taxonomy places the organism in Eukaryota, Metazoa, Arthropoda, Insecta, Coleoptera, Chrysomelidae. The record is from the annotation of a GenBank genome assembly.
UGACAACCUAAAAUGAGUUUGCUCAUUUUUUUAGUGCUAAUACUAUCAAUCGGGGCCUCUAGUGCUUCUAAUGCGACGAACAACAAGCGCUUCCCGGAGAAUUUCCUCUGGGGUUGCGGCACUUCGGCCUAUCAAAUCGAAGGAGGAUGGAACGCCGAUGGAAAAGGCCCAAGUAUUUGGGACAACAUCACCCACGAAAACCCUAAUUUCAUUAAAGACGGCAAAAACGCCGACGUUUCAGCGGAUUCCUACCACAAAUACGAAGUAGACAUCGCCAUGUUAAAGGAACUCGGCGUGAACUUCUACAGGUUCUCCAUAUCCUGGCCCAGAGUACUACCAACAGGUUUCCCCGAUAACGUAAACCAACCAGGCGUGUUGUACUACAAAAACCUGAUAGCAGAAUUGAGAUCGAACGGCAUCGAGCCGGUGGUAACCAUGUACCACAACGAUCUGCCGCAAACGCUGCAAGAUCGCGACGGCAUCAAGAACCCCGACUUCGUCGACUGGUUCGCCCAGUACUCGAGGUUCUGCUUCCAGACCUUCGGCGACGACGUCCACUACUGGCUGACCAUCAACGAGCCCUACGUCGCUUGUACGAUCGGCUUUUACUCCGUGGUGUACGUCGAUGGGAUCGACGAUUACGUUUGUAUGAAGAACUUCCUCCUAGCCCACGCCACCGCUUGGCACAUUUACCACGAGGAAUUGAAGAUGAAAGGUAAAGUAGGUAUCGUGUUGAAUUCCAACUGGUUCGAGCCGGAGACUAACAGCACCGAGGAUUUGGAGGCUUCGGAAAGAACCAUGCAGUUUAUAUGGGGGUGGUUGGGUCAUCCCUUGUACAAAGGCGACUACCCGGAGAUAAUGAAAAUUCGAGUAGCCAACCGGAGUAAAUUGGAAGGGUACAAUCAAUCGCGCAUCCAAGAAUUGACCAGCGAGGAAAUCGCCUUCGCUAAAGGGACCAACGAUUUCUUCGCGGCUAAUACCUACACCACGUCGAUGGUGAAACGUAUUCCAGAAGCACCGAUUGGCACGCCUAGUCAUAAUAAGGAUUUGGGGGUUGAGAGUUACCAGCCGUCGAAUUGGCAGAGCACCGGGUUGGAUUGGUUGAAGGUGGUCCCUUGGGGGAUGAGAAAAUUGCUCAAAUGGAUCAAAAACGAAUAUUCGAAUCCGCCGAUUUUGAUAACGGAAAAUGGUUAUGCCGAUUCUACAGGAGAACUUGAAGAUACAAGUCGAAUGAAUUAUAUUCGAGAUUACUUAAGUUACAUUAGAGAUGCGAUGGAAUAUGAUGGAGUAAAUGUUAUUGGCUACAGUUACUGGUCCCUAAUGGAUAAUUUUGAAUGGGUUUCUGGAUAUACGGCAAAGUUUGGGGUUAUUAAUGUUAAUUUUACUGAUCCUGAGAGAACCAGAACCAGAAAAUUGUCUUCAUACUAUUAUGAAAAAGUGAUACGUAACAGAUGUUUGGUAGACGAUUGCCAGGAUUAGUUUUAUAUUAUUAAUUGAAAAUAAACUGUAUACUUACAACUUAA